AUGAUUGAAGCAUCAUGUAUUGAGAUACCGCGGAUCGAAAUUCUGCCUAUGAAGCAAAGGUCACAGAUUCAGAAUCUGGAAGAAGAUUGGACGGGUACCAGUAGUACGAUUAUGAGGAGGAAAUUGCAAAAUCGGUUGAAUCAAAGGGCUUCUCGACAACGUAGAAAAGCCGACUCGAAAAAAUUCAAAGCAAUAACGAAAGUCGUAGAAUCACAAGGUCCCGUAAUCCUUGAUCCUACUACACCCCCUGCAAAAGAAUGUAUGUGUAUCAAUCACAUAGACGUCAAACGUAUUGUCGCUUCCAGAUCAUUCAAUUCCUAUAUCACCGAUACUUCUAUCUCAGCAGACUCCUACUUACUCACUCUUCUUCAUUUCAAUAUCAUCCGUGCUUUAUCUAUUAAUGUGGAAAUCCUCAAACUACCUAUUGAUCGUAUGGAUGAUGAUAUUCUUUCUCCAUUCAACACAUCAUCAUCGACACAGUAUCCGCAGGGUAUACCAGAUUUAUCAAAUCUUCCACUGGCGCUAAAACCUACAAACCUACAAAUCGAAAUAGAACAUCAUCCUGAGAUUGAUGUUUUCCCAUUUCCAAGAUGUAGAGAUCUCAUUCUUUCGGCGCUCUCAAGAGGUGAUGAAUGGGAUGAUAUAGAGUUUUGUAGGGAUAUUAUGUAUGGGUUAGAGGGUGGAGGAGGAAGAACGGGAUUCAUUGUUUGGGGUGAUCCGUGGAUACCAGGAAGCUGGGAGGUAGAAGAAACCUUUGCGAGGAAGUGGAAGUGGUUGUUAGAGGGGUGUGAGGAGUUGUUAAUGAGCACUAAUAAAUGGAGGAGUGGAAGAGGUGAGAAGAGACUAGUUUUUGAGGAACUGAUUUGAUGGUUUUGUUGAUUGGAGGGUUGGGAAUAUCGCAUAAAGCACGGACUUAUGGAGAUGGAGAAGAUGAUGAAGGGAGAAAGAAGUGAACUUGAACAGAUAUCCAAUAUCUCAAGCUCAGAUUAAAUUUCGAAAGCGAUACAUCGAUCUAAAAAAAAAUUAAAAAAUUCUAGCUACACGAAGUUGUAGCUCUGAUGGUGGGCGAAACGACAGAACAUAGACAGAUGAGGAAACCUCAAAAUGGCUGCGUUCUAUGGACUUUCAAAGUACGAGUGCACUUCUUGAACUCUUCCCAUAGUACUUUGAGAUCACAAUUGUCAGGCAAAAGGGCAAUACCGAUCCCAUAUUCUUCAAAGCAACAUGGCCAACUCUCACAAGGCAAGAAGUCAUAAACUUGGAGAAUGCAUAAUACCAUACGCUCUUGUUCACGGGAUUUUGCCGGAUCUCAAGCCUGUAGCCGGUCGAUAAGAAUCGACCGAGUAGGUGGAUAAGAAAUCCGACAAUUAAAAUAGACUAUCGGUAAAGAGCUAGCGGCGUAUUGUUGAAUUCAGAUGAAAAUCUUGAUAUUUCAGUUCCCACGAGCGUUCAUUACCUGUCGCUAUAAUCAUUCCGCUUAGCUAUCAACAUAACACAAGGUACCGUAGUCAUGAACUCAACCCAGGUUCCAGAACGACUCCACGUCUUGCUGUUGAAUGUGCUGUAAUCAUGCCAUACAGAGGACUGCAGUAAGAAGGUAGAUCAGGCCGUCAAUUAAGAUGGAAACUUGAAGGAAUAUUUUUGCGGAAUAAAAAGUGUAUGAUGGAGCAGUGAGUUUAACAUUUUUUGGUUGUUGGCUUUCUUUACCGAAUAUCUGAAUCGGGCCUGGAUGAGUUAUCGUGGGGGGAAUGAAGUAAAAGGCAAAUCAGAGUCAUCAGGGUGAUUAAUACUUUUCUCUACCGUAAAGGGACGAUUAUCGCAAUGAUAAUCUAUUGAAUUGUUUCGACUAGGCCUGCAAUUCCUUCCAUGGACCUGUUGUUCAUAAGUCAUCAGCCAUAAAAAGGGUCUUCAAUAUAGAGAUAUAAUUGUAUACAUACAUGCAGGCGCCCCUGAACUGUGGUAUAAGGUCGCUCUACUUUCUAGAUAACGUUGGAAAAGCAAUUACGCUUUCCAGUGAUCACUACUGGGCGUUUUCAAAAGCAGGUCUAAAUAUGAGCUCUACCUUGAGCAAAUCAUCCCUUUGCUUCAAGAUUUCAUGUGGAGGAUCUGGAGACAGGUGAUAUACCGGAUAAGAAGGGAUUUCAAGCACGAAAAUAUCUAUUCUAGUGACCCAAAUCACAAUUUCCAAAUCCGAAUCUGAUACGUCUAUGUAAUUGCCAAACAUAGAUUCUUUGAUUAUAUUAGCUAUUCAUCUUGACAGCCGAGAAGAUAUUUAUCAAUGUUCAAAUGC
Molecule: messenger RNA, 2290 nt
Organism: Botrytis deweyae
Lineage: Eukaryota; Fungi; Ascomycota; Leotiomycetes; Helotiales; Sclerotiniaceae
Exons: 3
Coding region: 1-867 (288 amino acids)
Source: RefSeq, a predicted model, not a curated record